AAAAUUUUUUGCAGACAAAAAUUUUUCAAAAAUGUCAGCCAAUUUUCCAUUGCAUGGACAACAAUCAGCGCAACAAUCUUCUUCGUCUCAACAACAUUUUUACAACAGCAACAACAAUAGAAAAAGAAGGGCAGCGCCACCACUGGGUUUAAGAGAGUUGGAAAAAGCGUUGGACAUGACUAAAUUUUGCGAACAAUUGAGACGGUUAAUUGAUCAGCCAAUCAAAAUUCCAAGUACACUUUCAAUGUGUCCUGCUGGUCAAGUAGCUAGAAGUAGACAUGUUCCUGGAAAAGCAAAGAGGGAUCUUUUGUCAGUUGAUGUAUGUGGAGGAUUUUUUUAUUCUUUAUUCCUCUGA
Molecule: messenger RNA, 355 nt
Organism: Meloidogyne enterolobii
Lineage: Eukaryota; Metazoa; Nematoda; Chromadorea; Rhabditida; Meloidogynidae
Source: the annotation of a GenBank genome assembly